Molecule: messenger RNA, 2253 nt
Organism: Sesamum indicum (sesame)
Lineage: Eukaryota; Viridiplantae; Streptophyta; Magnoliopsida; Lamiales; Pedaliaceae
Source: RefSeq, a predicted model, not a curated record
UGCCAGAAGGGUUAUCGCCGGAGCAUAAAGCUGAGAACGAUGCUACUGAAUUUAGGGAUUUUGAUGUCAAGGAAGAAGAGAAACCCGAGGUUUUUCUAGAAUUCAGAUUUCCGACCUAUGAAGAAUUUUGCCAAAUCCAGAGAGUAAAAGGUAAUAUAUUUAACUCUGAAGUGGUCCCUUGUGCAAGUACCAGCAAAUAUGAGUUCACAUCCCGGAAAAGUUUUAGUAGCGCCUUUAUUGAUGAACUGGACACUUUUCCUGUGAAAGAAAUAAAUGCUACUGAUGGAAUUGGCGACUCUUGUGUAAAUGAAGAGGGUCUUUCUGAUAGAAAGUUGGAGGAAGUCUAUGCUGAGACGGGAGGCAUCCGUGAAAAAGGAAAAGGAAUUUUGGUAUUUGAUGAAGAGGAAAUUGAGAAAGGUGAGGCAAUGAAACUUAAGGAAGAGCCCGAAGAGGAGGCACAGACAGUUCAGCAUGAUGAAGGGCUUCAGGGGAAUAAAGAGUUUCUUGACGAAUCUCAGUUUUUCCCUGAAAAAAAUUCUGUGAUUACUGAUUCUGAUUCUGAGUCCACUAGUUUUGAGCAUUUACGUUCCGUUAUGAGCCGUUUAGUGGAUUCGCACAGCGAUGGAUUCUUGUCAGACGGAGAUUUUGCAGGAGAAUUUGAUAUCUAUAGUGAGAAUGAGAAAAUGGAAUCGGAGAGUGAACUUUCGGCCUUCGAAGAAAAUCAGGACUUAUCAGAGGAUUUUGACGAGGAAGACAGUGAUAUACUGGAAGAGCUCAAUAAAUUAGAAGAGCAUAAUUUACAGAAUCCAAAUGGACUGAACUCAAAAUUUUUGCGCGAGGAAGAUUUUAAGGAGGAUUUAAACAAGGGACAUGAUGCUGAAUUUGUCAGCAAAGACGAUGAGGGUGUGAAUGGCGGCGAUAACUCUGAAAAUCCAGGAUCAAAGGACUCGUCAAUGUCGGAAUCUGGGGAUGCAAACGAAUUGGAGUCAUUGUGGGAACAUCAAGAAUUGAUUGAACAGUUGAAAAUGGAGCUGAGAAAGGUCAGAGCCACCGGCCUGCCCACCAUUUUAGAAGAAUCAGAGUCUCCUAAGAUAAUGGACGACUUGAAGCCAUGGAAAAUCGAUGAAUUCCAGCGCGAAGAUUGUAUAGGCGAGCUUCACAAAUUCUACAAGAGCUAUAGGGAGAGAAUGCGCAAGUUUGAUAUCGUCAACUACCAGAAGAUGUAUGCCAUGGGUUUUUUGCAGCUAAAGGAUCCGCUCCAGUCUAUGUCAAAGCAAAAGCAAUCAGCCCCGACACUCAAAUCCAUUGUGUCCCAAAAUCUUUGGCUGUUCAAACACAAAAUCCAUGGCACUGACCCAAUGAAGAAGUUUAUCAAGGAAUUGCAGGGCGAUCUUGAAGUGGUGUACGUUGGACAUAUGUGCCUUUCCUGGGAGUUCUUGCACUGGCAGUAUGAAAAAGCCUUAGACUUGUGGGAUUCGGAUCCUAGGGGAGCCCGUCGGUACAAUGAGGUUGCUGGCGAGUUUCAACAGUUUCAAGUGCUGAUCCAGAGAUUCAUAGAAGACGAACCAUUUCAAGGGCCAAGAGUGCAAAAUUAUGUCAAAAGCCGGUGUCUUCUUCGCAAUCUUCUUCAAGUUCCUGUCAUAAGAGAGGACAAGUUGAAAGACAAAAGGAUGGGCAGGAAAAAGGACAGAGAUGAGUAUGUAAUAACAAGUGACAUGCUAGUGGAGAUUGUGGAAGAAUCAAUACGGAUAUUUUGGCGAUUCGUUUGGGCUGACAGGGAUUGCACCAUGGCAUCACUCAACGGCCACAAGAAAUUGCCCGAGCUUACCAAUUCUGAAGACCUCAAGUUACUGGAAGAGGUCAAGAAAGUUGUUCAAAAGAAGGAGAGGAAGUUGAAGGAUGUUUUGAGGAGCGAAAAUUGCAUCUUGAGGAAGUUCCGACGCUGUAGGGAGGAGGAUUCAGAUUCGGAUCAAGUGCUUUACUUUUUCUCGCAAGUAGAUAUGAAGUUAGUGUGUAGGGUUUUGAACAUGUCGAAAAUAACAAGAGAGCAGCUGAUAUGGUGUCAUAACAAGCUAAGCAGGAUUAGUUUUGUGAAUAGGAAGAUAUACGUAGAGCCGUCUUUCUUGCUCUUCCCUUGUUAACUUUUGUAAUACUAAUGUUUCUUACCCUUAGCUCAUCUUACAUGGAAUCCUACUGAUUUUGGAAAAGUUUUUAGUAGAAAGUUAUGGUGACCUGUUAUUUAUCUACUCUUAA